Messenger RNA from Westerdykella ornata, 1924 nucleotides. RefSeq names its product ABC1 family protein. Gene Ontology annotation, cellular component: mitochondrial inner membrane. The transcript has 3 exons. Bases 74 to 1804 code for a protein of 576 amino acids. Lineage: Eukaryota; Fungi; Ascomycota; Dothideomycetes; Pleosporales; Sporormiaceae. Gene Ontology annotation, biological process: lipid homeostasis; mitochondrion organization. The record is from RefSeq and is a predicted model, not a curated record.
GGCAGCUCACUCCACCCCAUAAUUGUAGCAUAUUAGACUCCCCUUUUAUUAUACUUGUAAGGAUGCGUGUAUAAUGUCUUCUUUCAGCUCGUUUCCCUCCCUUUUUGCCCGGCGGACAGGGCCCUGGACGUGUCGAGCAUGCCUGAGGAGACAGGCGAUUCCGCAGCACCGAAGCGGGUUUGCGACCAACACGAUACCGGAAGGCGCCACCAAGUCUACGGCUGUUCCGAGGAGCAAGCACAGGAGGAGGAUUGUAAUUGCAGCAGGAGCAGGGGGAAUUGCGGCGGCAGCAGUCAUUUUCAAUGACGAGGCAAGGCAUGCUUUCACUGCGGUGCAGAGAAGCGGUCGCGUGCUCUCGACGUUGUUCAUAUGCAUCAAUGACUACCGGUCUACGUUAAAGCGCGACCAGGAAGAGGACUACCCAGAACUCCUUAGAGCCUGCCAUUUACGAUGCGCGAAACGGACGCUCCGUACCCUCGAGAAGAACGGGUCGAUAUUCAUAAAGCUGGGACAACAUCUGAGCAGCAUGAACUAUCUGCUUCCGACAGAAUGGUGCGAUACCUUUAUCCCCUUGCAAGAUAAAUGCCCGGUGUCCUCGUUCGAGUCAAUUGAAGCGAUGGUGUUGAAGGAUACGGGGAUUCCGCUGUCGGACAUCUUUUCAGAGUUUGAGAAACUACCAAUUGGUGCUGCGUCGCUGGCGCAAGUGCACCGCGCCGUACUGAAGGGGACGGGACAGAAGGUCGCAGUCAAGGUGCAGCACCCGGCGCUGGACGAGUGGGCUAAGCUGGACCUGGCCCUGACUCGGUUCACGUUCGAGACGCUGAAGAGAUGGUUCCCCGAGUACGAUCUCACAUGGCUUUCGGAAGAGAUGGAGAUGUCCUUGCCGCAGGAGCUGGAUUUCCAUCGUGAAGGACAGAACGCGAUUCGAGCUCGGAAUUAUUUCAUGGAAGUGCCAGAUGCGCCGGUCAUCAUCCCGGAGGUGAUAUGGGCAAGGAGACGUAUACUGGUCAUGGAGUAUGUGAGUGGUCAUCGCCCGGAUGAUCUGGAAUACCUAGAUUCCCGUGGCAUUGAUCGAGAUGAGGUGUCCGCUGCAUUGGCGCGUAUCUUCAACGAGAUGAUUUUCGGGACCAACGCGCCUCUUCACUGCGAUCCACACGGCGGUAAUAUCGCCAUUCGGCACAACCCGUCUCGGCGAGGAAAUGGCAACUUCGACGUCAUCAUGUACGAUCACGGCUUAUACCGCGAUAUACCCGUCGAUAUCAGGAGGUCGUAUGCGAAGCUCUGGCUCGCAGUCCUGGACGCGGACGAACCCCGGAUGCGCAAGUAUGCAAAUGAGGUGGCAGGGAUCACUGACGAGCACUUUGCUCUGUUUGCCAGCGCCAUCACGGGGAGGGACUACAGCGUUGUCAAGCAGAACGUGGCCUUGCCCCGGAGUGUGGAGGAGAAGCAAACGAUAUCGGAAGCGUUGGGGGAGGGCAUGCUCGAACAGCUGAUCCAGCUCCUUGGACGUGUGCCACGUGUGAUUCUCCUGAUUCUGAAGACGAACGAUUUGACCCGAUCGCUCGACGAGAAUCUGCACACGCGCCAAGGGCCAGCAAGGACGUUCCUUAUCUUGGCCCGGUAUGCGUCUCGCACCGUGUACGAGGAGCAGCUGGAGAAGUUGUCUGGGAGUCUGUUUUGGCCGCCCAACUUGAUCGACUUUCUGAAAGCGUGGAGCAGGCACAUGCGCGUCGAGCUGAAGCUAAGCGCGUACGAGAGUUAUCUCAAAUUGAGGGCGUUGCUGGGAAUGGAGGCUGUAGUCUAGCGUGCGCUGUUUGGAGGAGGGAAUUGUACAUAUCUGAGAUGGGGAUGUAAAAUAUAGUAAUCAUCUUGGUAGACGGAGCGUCAGUAGCUACACUUGAAAGGAAUACCCAUUUGACUGGAG